AUGCUUGUUCUUGAAGAUGGUGCUGUGAUGCCUUCUUGGUUUGACAUCCACGAGAAGAAAGGUGGUCUGCUUAAACCCGUUAAGAAUGUGCAUAAGAUGAUAGACAAUGAGACAGAAGCUGGCACAAAUCCUAGUAAUGUCCUUGUGUGUGGAUUCAGUCAAGGUGGUCGGUCUCUUUCUCUAUGCACUCACAUUUACAGUUACACUGUUAGAAAGACUUGCGCGUUGAAUUCCUUACUGUUGGUAACUCGAAAAUACAAUCUUUUUAUCAGGAACUGGUCGUUUCGUCAAACAAGCUGGAGAAGCAGUGUCAAACAAGCUGGUGUAAGCUGCGGGUUGAAGGCUUAUCCUGGUCUUGGUCAUUCAGUAACCAAUGAGGAGCUCAAGAAACCUGGAAUCAUGGAUCAAAAACUCAUCCACGUAGUUCGAUCUUGA
This is a messenger RNA of Pyrus x bretschneideri (Chinese white pear), 435 nucleotides long. Its product is annotated as probable carboxylesterase SOBER1-like. Gene Ontology annotation, cellular component: cytoplasm. The transcript has 3 exons. NCBI's taxonomy places the organism in Eukaryota, Viridiplantae, Streptophyta, Magnoliopsida, Rosales, Rosaceae. Gene Ontology annotation, molecular function: palmitoyl-(protein) hydrolase activity; carboxylic ester hydrolase activity. The record is from RefSeq and is a predicted model, not a curated record. Gene Ontology annotation, biological process: protein depalmitoylation. Bases 1 to 435 code for a protein of 144 amino acids.